GUCAACUAUAAUUUGUCAUUCUUGUCAAAUUUAUUCUUAAUACAAUGGACGCGUUUGGUGAUAAUUUUGAUCAAAAUGACAUUGAUCCAGCUGCAGAAUUUUUAGCUCGAGAACAAGACCAACUUGCAGGUUUAGAAGAUGAAUUAAAACCAGCAAGUACAACUAUUCCUACGGCUUCACAAGAUGACUCGCAAACAUCUGAUUCUGUGAAAGGUGAACAUAGCGGGAGCUUUGAAAUGAUUGAUAAUCUGGGUCAACCUGAAAGUGAAUCUGUACAAAAUAUUAACUCUGAAAUCGUAGAUUCAACUAAUGAUGGGCUCGAUUUUGGUUAUGAUGCGGGUAGAGCUACACCUUCCCCACCAAUGAACAAAGUUGUUAAAGAAGAACCAGAAAAAAUAAAAAAAUGGCGUGAGGAACAGAAAAAACGCCUUGAAGAGAAAGAUGCUGAAGAAGAAAAGAAAAAAGAAGAAUGGCGAGAAAUAGCAAAAAAAGAAUUGGAGGAUUGGUAUCGCCAUCACGAGGAACAAAUUGCUAAAACUAAAGCAGCUAAUAGAGAAUCAGCCAAAAAUGCCGAAAAACAAUUUGUUGCUGAAGUUGAUGAAAUUGAACCAGGUACAGAAUGGGAACGAAUUGCUAAACUAUGUGAUUUUAAUCCAAAGGCGAGUAAAACAAGCAAGGAUGUGUCGAGAAUGCGUUCAAUAAUUUUACAAUUAAAACAAAAUCCUCCACAACUAUCAAGAGCAAAGAAGGCAUAAAUAAUAUAUGUAUUGUAUAUGUAAAACAAACAAUAGUUUAUAGGGAAAGCUGGAAAAUUGUUGCUCUCAUCAUAAUAAAUAAAAAGUUAUAUUCUCUGAUAAAAAAUGUGUAAAA
Messenger RNA from Chrysoperla carnea, 870 nucleotides. It is a transcript of the gene Clc, whose product is annotated as clathrin light chain. The transcript has 7 exons. Gene Ontology annotation, cellular component: postsynaptic endocytic zone cytoplasmic component; clathrin coat of trans-Golgi network vesicle; plasma membrane. Gene Ontology annotation, biological process: clathrin-dependent endocytosis; clathrin coat assembly; intracellular protein transport. NCBI's taxonomy places the organism in Eukaryota, Metazoa, Arthropoda, Insecta, Neuroptera, Chrysopidae. The record is from RefSeq and is a predicted model, not a curated record. Bases 45 to 755 code for a protein of 236 amino acids. Gene Ontology annotation, molecular function: structural molecule activity; clathrin heavy chain binding.